Molecule: messenger RNA, 1801 nt
Organism: Acanthochromis polyacanthus (spiny chromis)
Lineage: Eukaryota; Metazoa; Chordata; Actinopteri; Pomacentridae
Gene: rcvrna
Product: recoverin a
Exons: 3
Coding region: 132-884 (250 amino acids)
Molecular function (GO): calcium ion binding
Source: RefSeq, a predicted model, not a curated record
UGAGCCACCUGCUGCAUUUAAUCCUCUGAUGAUAUCACCAGAUUUGAACUGCGUCUUCAAAAAAGGUGUCAUAGCAGUGUGACGCGGUUAUCCUCUUAAUCUUAAAGACAGCUGUCGGGAUUUAGGUAGUGAUGACCAUAAUCCCAUUUCACCUGAACGGGCUUCAGUUUGAAGACGAGGUAGAGGAACACAAACUGCAGAGGUUUAACGCCCAAACGCAGGAGGAGAAGACGAAGAAGAAAAAGGGGAAAAGAUUCAAAUUUUUGUGGAGGAUGGGGAACACAAAGAGCAGUGCUUUGUCGAAGGAGCUCCUGGAAGAACUAAAGUCCAACACCAAAUACUCCGAGGCGGAGCUGUGCACCUGGUACCAGUCCUUCCUGAAGGAGUGUCCAGGUGGGAAGAUCAGCAAGCAGCAGUUUGAAGGCAUCUACGCCAGCUUCUUCCCCAACGCAGACCCCACUGAGUACGCAAGACAUGUUUUCAGGAGUUUUGACACCAAUGCCGACGGUACUUUGGACUUUAAGGAGUACAUCGUUGCUCUGCAUCUCACCUCUGGGGGAAAGACUCUGCAGAAGUUGGAGUGGGCUUUUGCUCUGUAUGAUGUGGAUGGGAAUGGAACUAUCAGCAAAAAUGAAAUCCAAGAGAUUGUUAGGUCAAUAUUCAACAUGAUUCCUGUCGAUGACCAGAAGAACCUCCCCGAGGAUGAAAACACACCGGAGAAGAGGGCUGAAAAGAUCUGGGAAUUUUUUGGGAAGAAGGAGAACGAUAAAAUCUCAGAGGGAGAAUUUAUUCAGGGUGUAAUGGACAACAAGGACAUCCUGCGCUUAAUACAAUAUGAUGAACCUCAGAAAAUCAAAGACAAGCUGAAAGAGAAGAAACAAUAGUAUACAAGCUAUGAAACAGGUCACAGUGUGGUAUCUUCGCCCAGCUGUGAUUUAUAUUUAACAUACAUCACUAUUCUGCUCUUUAUAAAAACCUCACAAUAACUACAUAAUUCAUUUGGUCAGUAUUUGACGUUCUGAUGUCUUAUCUUUUACCUGUGAAAAUGUAUUUUCUGUGAAAAUUGCAUGAAAAGGUAUAACUAAAUAAACCAGUCGGCUAAAUGCUAACUAGCCCAGCUAACUGUUCUGCAGCCUGUGCAGCCUCUGACUCUAUUGGUUAGCUUGGCUAUGAACUGCGUGGCUAAGCUAACCGUAAAUCCUUAUCAAACUUUUUAUAACUGUUGAGCCUUUUGGUGAAUUUUUGACGUCUCACCUUACAGUAUUAUACCUCUUGGUGUAUAUAAUGAUCGAGGAAAGCGUCACAAAAAGUUAUUAAGAGUAAUAAAACAAGGAUAUAAACAAUACUGCUGUGACUGCACCCUGGCUAGUUAAGGCGAGCUAGCAGGAGUCUUAGCUAAAGCUAAUUCACCUACUGUUUCCUGUCUCAUGAGUUUGAACUGUAAAUUAACACCACCAGGUGUUGGUUUAGCAUUGUGCAUAACGCUAAAAUUUUGUCAACAUAAAUUUCUAGCAUAUUGUUAGAUGGGUUAGAUUCUCCACAAUUUAAGAAACGAGAAAGUAGAAUUUAUUGCUAUUUACCAGUACGUUAUACAAAAACAGUGGCAAGCUCUUACCAUUAAAGGCUCACAAAGUCUGAUUUUGUGUCCAGUCCUCCAUUAUUCAAUUUACUUUAAUCCACGAGGGUCCAUACGAGAAGCUAAAGUGUUUUUAUACAAAAUUAGUCCAAGUUGUGAAUACUGUCAUGUUAAGUAUAUUGCUCUCUGUCUAUCAACUUUGUCAAAUAAAAGCCUUCCUCUAUA